GGCCAGGCGGCUCGGACCGGGCAGGGCUUUCCUUGCCAGUGGAUUGUGUAGAAUAUAUUGCCAGGCUCUUGUCUUCUGUUCACCAUGGCUUCUUCUGAUAUCCAGGUGAACGAAUUGGAGAAGCGUGCUUCAGGCCAGGCUUUUGAGCUGAUUCUCGGUCCUCGAUCAAAAGAAUCCGUCCCAGAAUUCCCCCUUUCCCCUCCAAAGAAGAAGGAUCUUUCCCUGGAGGAAAUUCAGAAGAAAUUAGAAGCUGCAGAAGAAAGACGCAAGUCCCAUGAAGCUGAGGUCUUGAAGCAGCUUGCUGAGAAACGAGAGCACGAGAAAGAAGUGCUUCAGAAAGCAAUCGAAGAGAACAACAACUUCAGUAAAAUGGCAGAGGAGAAGCUGACCCACAAAAUGGAAGCCAACAAGGAGAACCGCGAGGCACAGAUGGCUGCCAAACUGGAGCGUUUGCGAGAGAAGGACAAGCACAUUGAAGAAGUGCGGAAGAACAAAGAAUCCAAAGAUCCUGCUGAUGAGACUGAAGCUGACUAAUUUGUUUUGAGAACUGAUUUUCUCCCCCUCCCCUUCCUAAAUAUCCAAAGACUGUACUGGCCAGUGUCAUUUUAUUUUUGCCCUCCUGACAAAUAUUCUAGAAGCUGAUGUAGGACCAUAGGUAGAUCCAAAUUGUAUGAUGUUGUUUUAGGGGCUAAAGGGGAGAAACUGAAAGUGUUUUACUCUUU
Molecule: messenger RNA, 722 nt
Organism: Myotis daubentonii (Daubenton's bat)
Lineage: Eukaryota; Metazoa; Chordata; Mammalia; Chiroptera; Vespertilionidae
Product: stathmin-like
Exons: 1
Coding region: 85-534 (149 amino acids)
Source: RefSeq, a predicted model, not a curated record